Molecule: messenger RNA, 1242 nt
Organism: Aquila chrysaetos chrysaetos
Lineage: Eukaryota; Metazoa; Chordata; Aves; Accipitriformes; Accipitridae
Product: maestro heat-like repeat-containing protein family member 2B
Exons: 10
Coding region: 1-1242 (413 amino acids)
Cellular component (GO): cytoplasm
Source: RefSeq, a predicted model, not a curated record
AUGCCUCACCAGUGCUCCUCUUGCUCCUGUGCCUGCCUCCCUCCUGAAGGCCAGACGGACCCAGCUCGAGGACCGGCUCCCAGACCCUGGAACGACUGGGAAGCCUGGGAGCAGACAGUGCCGCUGCUUGUCUACACGGUCCCCUGGGGCCCAAAUGCUGCUGUCGUGCCACCAAAGCAGAGGACCGUCGAGGACAAGGCCUGGACCGUAGGCCUGAGCCAGGAGCUGAGCCAGCGGCUGGGCAGCUCUGCUGCCGGCUCCUGGGAGAAGCUUUUCCUGUACAAGGCUCUUGGGACCGUGCUGGCAGCUUGUCAGGACCUCAGACACGUCCAAGGGCAGGUGCUGAGGUUCCUCCAGGAGACCAACCCUGUGGAGCUGUCUGAGGCCAAGGGAAUGAUUUCUGUUGUGUCCCACGCUGCCGAGAGCCACUUCUGCCUGCUCUUGGGCACGCUGACUAUGUUCUCUGCCGCUUUCACCAGAGGCUGGGCCUACCAGGCUUCCACGGGCUGGAAGGUAGAGCGGCGGCAGAGGAUGGGGAGAACGCAGACCAUUCGUGCUGCUCUCAUGCGCACCUACAGCGGCAUGGCGCUGCACGCCCCCAAGGAGCAGCUGCUCGCCUGUGUGGAUAAAGAAAUCAUGGGCAACAUCCUGAGGCUCUCCAGAGAUAAACAGAGGGACUUGCAGCUCAAGCUCGCCCUGGUGCAGAGCAUCACCGAGGUCAGUUGUGCCAUCCAGGCUGUGGGCGACUGCGGCAGCUUUGAGCUCUCCUUAAAGCAGGAGGCGACGUGGACCCUGCUGGACUGGAUAAAGAGGGAGCCCUGGGACUCCCUGGUGUAUGGAGUGUUUCAGGCCCUGGAGGAGUUGAGCAAGCUGAGGCCGCCUCUGAGCAGGAAGGAAAAUCGCAACCUGCUGGCAGUGUGCUGCCAGAGUGUUUUGUCCCAUCCUUCCAAGGAGCGGAUGAAAAAGGGAAGGAAGAGCGUGAGGGCGGCCGUGAACAUGGAGCUUCUGCACAGGAGAGGCAUGGAAGAUCUGGGCCACCUGAUAGAAACCCUUCUGGAGGCUGAGGCGACCUCUGCCUGCUUUGACGACAUGGUCCACGAGCGCCCGGCCACUGCAGCCUCAGGACAGGCAGCGAAGUGGGCCCUGGUGGAGGGAAAGCCAAGAGCCAGCCCUGAGCUGGGCGAGAGCAGCCCUGGGGGGAAGGCCAGAGCGGGGAGACGCCAGCAGGGAAGCAAGACCUGA